AUACCGUUCAUCUCUCCUUCCCUAAAACCAUUCAACCUUGCUUCCACUAGUAAGGAUGACUUUUGGGUCUCUAAAUCCUACUUUAAUCCUUUACUUCAUUUGGAUGAAGAUGUCCAGGAGAAGGAACCUGAUCUUACCCCCCUCUACUGUCACUCUGAUGGUCAUACAGAAGAUAGGCCUUUUGACACCUCUGAGAUUAGGCCUCUCGCUAUGGACACCUCUCACUGCAGCCCCAAUUCACUACCUUUCCAGAAAUUCAGACGGUCUUCUUUGCCCCGUCAAACUCACAACAUGGAGACCCAAAGCAAAUCCAGUAAGAAAGUCUCUUGGCAGGUCUCUGCUUCACAACUCCCUGCCUACAGCCUCAAGUUGGGAUUUCCCAACCAUUUGUCGUCUAACAGCAAUAAAAGAUGGAUGUUUUGGGACCCCAACCAACUACUCUUCAUUAGUGCUGAGGACGAAGAUCAGGUUUCUCACUGCCUUUUCUCCCUCCCUCAUUCCCCAUCCUCCACCAUUCUUAUCUCUUGUAUUUAUGGUUCUCAUACGGUGGUGGAACGCCGGAAUUUAUGGAGAAACCUUCAACACAAAAGCAGCCUUUCCUCGUGUUGGGUGGUCGGGGAGGAUUUUAAUGUGAUCUCCUCCCUUAAGGAAAGCAAAGGUCAGAUUUGCCCAAACACUCAAGGCAUGGAUGAAUUUAAUUCUUGCAUUGAAUCCUGCAAUCUACUCUGCCCGGAACCCUCUGGAGGUCUUUUUACUUGGAGUGGCAUUAGAAGCUCUGGGAAACUUUGGCGUAGGCUUGAUCGUAUUCUGGUUAACCUUUCCUUCCAAUCCACCUUUAGUGCUUUUGAGGUACAACAUCUCCCUAGAGCUUGCAGUAACCACAAAGCCCUCCUUCUUUCUUGCUCGGUCAACAGUGAUAAAGGCCCAUCAGCUUUCAGAUUUUUAAACCCUUGGAUCCACCACACAAAUUUCAUUUCAAUUGUCAAGGAAUGCUGGACCAAAAUGCCUACUGUUGGCGGUAGGCAUGGACUUAUAGCCAAACUCAAGGGUCUCAAAUCCUGUCUCAAGGCUUGGAACAAGGAUGAGUUUGGUCAUAUUUUCGAUAACCUCAAGAAUGCUGAAAUUUAUGCCACUACCACCCAGCAGCUAUAUGAAGAUAACCCAACGAAGGCCAGCCGUGUAACAGCACGGGAAGCUAACGCCAGGUUGCUCCUUGCUAGCCACAAAGAAGUUGUCUAUUGGAAGCAAAAAGCAAAUGCCAAAUGGCUAGAACAUGGGGAUAUGAAUUCCAAGGUGUUCCAUGCUUUCGCCAAUGGCAAGAAAAGGAAGCUUGCUAUCAAUCAUAUCAUUUCUCCUACUGGUAUUGGGCUCUCAGACAGUUCCCAGAUUCGUGAUGCGGCAAUAACCCAUUUUUCCAAACAGUUCCUGGCCCCUGCCGAACCACCCCCCUUGCACAACCUAUCCCAUUUACCUUCCCUCCUUUCAGACGAGGACAACACCAUGCUUACUGCCCUCCCCACCUUGGAGGAGGUCAAAAAUGCUAUUUGGAAUCUGGACAGCAACAGUGCCUCAGGACCUGACGGCUACAACGGGGUUUUCUUUAGAACCACUUGGGAUAUCAUCAAGGAAGAUAUGCUUAAAGCCUCCCAAGAGUUCUUCUUAGGGUUCGCCAUCCCCCAUGCUUUUGGAAGCA
Messenger RNA from Cuscuta campestris, 1693 nucleotides. Lineage: Eukaryota; Viridiplantae; Streptophyta; Magnoliopsida; Solanales; Convolvulaceae. The record is from the annotation of a GenBank genome assembly.